Messenger RNA from Megalops cyprinoides (Indo-Pacific tarpon), 943 nucleotides. RefSeq names its product protein S100-B-like. The record is from RefSeq and is a predicted model, not a curated record. NCBI's taxonomy places the organism in Eukaryota, Metazoa, Chordata, Actinopteri, Elopiformes, Megalopidae. Gene Ontology annotation, cellular component: nucleus; cytoplasm. The transcript is spliced from 3 exons. Gene Ontology annotation, biological process: positive regulation of cell population proliferation; positive regulation of canonical NF-kappaB signal transduction. Gene Ontology annotation, molecular function: S100 protein binding; RAGE receptor binding. Bases 69 to 356 code for a protein of 95 amino acids.
GUCAGAUCCUGUCCAGCAAAUAGCUGUCCUCACUCCUGCACCAGUGCGGUUGAACUUUUACUUAAGAAAUGACUGACUUGGAGAAUUCCCUGACAACCAUCAUCGAAGUAUUCCACAAGUAUUCAGAGAAGGAAGGAGACAAGCACAAACUGAAGAAAAGUGAACUAAAGGACUUGAUCAACAACGAGCUAUCAGGAUUUUUAGGGCAUGUCAAAGACCAGGCCACCAUGGACAGUCUCAUGGAGAGCCUGGACACGGAUGGAGACUCUGAAUGCGACUUCCAGGAGUUCAUGACCUUCAUCACCAUGGCAACCAUCUGUUGCCAUGAUUUCUUUGAACACCAUGAAGAUGAGUAGGCUUCGCCUAAGGAUGAUAAUUAAAAAAAAAACUAAAAUUAAACUUAAAAUAAAAUUCUGAGCUUAUUUAACACACUUUUGUUUUAGCCUUUUUAGGAUUUUGGGGUGAGUCAUAUGAUUUUGAUUACUUGAAUGGUGGCAUGUGUUUUAUAUUUCUUGUCUUAUAGAGGACACUUUAUCAACUCCAAGGGCAAAGUCUCAAAAGGCAUUGAUAGAGAUAGCCAGCUCCUGACUAUUAGCUUUAAAGUCUUGUGUACUUAUACUGUUAACAGAGACAACCAUGACAACAGUGAUGAGAGGUGCCAACUCCUCAUCCGGUAUGAGAUGUGCGGUAUUGUUUACAUCUGUAGCGAGAGAAAAACAGUACAUAUCUGACAUAGAUAUGUUACAUACAGUCAUACCUAAGCUAAUACUGAGAUUCAUCAAUACUCAGCACAAUAGAGUGUAAAAGAUUCUUUUAAAAUGAUUGCUUUUCAUGAUAAUUCAACUGAAUUGACAUGACAAUAAGGUCAUUAAAACAUGUCCCCUGCCCUCAAAAUCAAACACACAAGGCAUCAAAUCAUUUUAAAAGACUGAUUUAUAUCCCC